Molecule: messenger RNA, 1344 nt
Organism: Cetraspora pellucida
Lineage: Eukaryota; Fungi; Glomeromycota; Glomeromycetes; Diversisporales; Gigasporaceae
Source: the annotation of a GenBank genome assembly
AUGUGUUCGACUGUUCCAGAUAUAUCUAAUUUUAUAUCUGAAUAUCUCAAAGAGAUAAAAUUUGAGUCGCAAUUCGGAACAAAUUCAAGUAAUUCAGAUGUUUUGAAUACAGCAAAUAUCACCAAUUCAGAUUGUAAAAACAAUGUUAGCAAUGAACUUUACUUAGCUUAUCUUCCCCAUGGCUCUUUUCAUGAGCAACGUAUCAGCCUAGAGAAUGCAAUAUUUUUGGCUUGGGCAACAAAUCGUACAUUAAUAAUUCCGUCAAUAAUAUUUGGUGAACAACUGUUGCCCAAUAAGCCAUUUAAAAAUCUAUCAGAAAUAUUGGUAAAUUUAAAACAUUACAACGAUACCAAUAGUGAAUGCGAAUGGGAUUCUAAACAUAAUCAUUGUAUAAAAAAAGUUCAAAAGGAUCUUUACACUUCUGUAAAGUGGGAAUUUUUGAUGGAUAUGGGAUUUUCACAAGAGAAAAUUCGAUCAAUUCAUAGAGAAACUUAUAAUUUUACAAAUCUUCUCUUAUUUCUAAAUAUCACUGAUCAAAACAAUAAGUUUUAUAUGAUAGACGAUGAAGAAAUUUACAGUCAUCAGAUUUAUGAUGUAGACGAGAAAUUUCCAUCUGAUACGAGAUAUAAAAACAUGAUUCAUUUGUGUUCUUUGCAACGAAGAAAUGAAACUUUAUUACAUUUUGGAUCGUUAUUUGGCACUAAUCGACUCAACUUGAAGUUGAACGAUAAUAUGGAAUUUUUGCGUAAUAUUAGGAAUAAUUUAAUAAUUAACCAUCCAUUAUUGCUCGAAAAGGGUGAAGAGAUUAGUAUACAAUUAGGUGGUUUGGCAAGUUAUAUUGGGGUUCACAUCGAACAAUUGGAUGAUAUAAUAGGAAAUAAAGAAGAAACGUUUAUCGACGAUGUCAUUGAAAAAUUAAAGAAUCAACUAGGUAUAAUACCUCAAGAAACUAAUAGUAAUACUCCAGAUCGAAUGGAACUGGCAUCAAGAGGUUUUCAACCAACUUUAACACAAAUGUUAGCCGAAGAAUGCGUACAAAAUAGCUCACCAGAGAAAAGACAUUAUCCAAUAAUUUAUCUUGCAACGGAUUUAACUAAAUCGGAUCCAAAACUGACAAGAUUCUUUGAAGAAUUUCCUUGUAUAUUUAUGUUGUCUAAUUUCACAGAUUGGACCACGACAUUGAAAUUUAUUGUAAAUCCAAUAGACAAUGUUAGUUUGUACAAAUUCCUUGUACCAUUGAUUGAUGCUAUUGUUGUAGCGAAAGGUGGUGAAUUUUUUGGUAAAAAUGAAAGUUUAGCUAGUAAUUAUAUUCAAAGAUUACAUGACUACUGGAUCGGAUCAUAA